AGUGAAGUAAGUCACAGGUCGAUAUAAUCUGGUCGGAGUCUGGGUAAGAACCGUUCUUGCCAUAAUUUCCAGUCGGUCUUCGGACCUCGGGCCGUCAAGACGUGGUUUUAGUAUAUUUUGUGUUUUUUUUAAAUGGGGAACUGGUAAAAUACAAGCAUGGGCGCGGCAUCAGACGGCUUCAGCGCCGACUGGCUGCGCGCGCAGGUGGCCGCGUGCCGCGAGUCGCGCAAGCUCGUGCUCGUCAUCGUGGCCAUAGCCUUACUGCUGGACAACAUGCUUCUUACAACAGUUGUCCCGAUCAUCCCGGAGUUCCUCUACGACAUCAGACAUCCCGAGGCGCCGCUGUCCAUGUCUCUGGACACGACCGCAGCCCCCACACCGUACUGCCCCUGCCUUAACACCAGCCUCGCCGUCAGCAAUGCCACGCAAGUCAACAUCACCGCCCAGAAAGAAGCCCGCCAUCAAGAGCUCGUCCAUGAAACAGUCGAGGUCGGGGUCAUGUUUGCAAGCAAGGCCAUCGUACAGCUGCUUACCAACCCCUUCGUAGGACCUCUGACGCACAAAAUCGGCUACAGCAUCCCGAUGUUCACCGGAUUCAUACUCAUGUUCCUGUCUACACUGAUAUUCGCCUUCGGUCGCUCAUAUAGCGUCCUCUUCAUCGCACGAGCGCUGCAAGGCAUCGGUUCAUCCUGCUCCUCCGUGUCUGGCAUGGGCAUGCUGGCAGAACGCUACCCUGAUGACAAGGAACGCGGCAACGCUAUGGGCAUAGCUCUCGGAGGCCUGGCUCUGGGCGUACUGAUUGGACCCCCGUUCGGAGGCCUCAUGUACGAGUUCGUGGGAAAGACUGCACCCUUCCUAAUGCUUUCUGCUCUGGCACUUGGAGACGGAUUACUGCAACUAAUGAUUCUGCAACCUGGCGUCGUCCGGCAGGAGAGUGACCCACCAUCUCUGAAGGAGCUGAUCAUGGAUCCCUACAUCAUCGUUGCUGCUGGAGCCAUAACCUUCGCUAACGUGGGCAUUGCCAUGCUGGAACCUAGCCUGCCAAUCUGGAUGGUGGACACCAUGCAGGCCAGCCGCUGGCAGCAGGGCGUGGCGUUCCUGCCCGCUAGUAUCUGCUAUCUCAUUGGGACGAACCUGUUCGGCCCGCUCGGACACAAGAUGGGACGGUGGCUGGCUGCCUGCUCCGGACUCAUCAUCAUCGGCGUCUGCCUUAUCCUGAUCCCAAUGGCCCGCAAGCUCGAGCACCUCAUCAUCCCCAACGCCGGCCUCGGCUUCGCCAUCGGCAUGGUGGACUCCAGUAUGAUGCCGGAACUGGGCUUUUUAGUGGACAUCAGGCACGCAGCGGUUUACGGCUCCGUGUACGCCAUCGGAGACACGGCCUUCUGUCUGGGCUAUGCUGUGGGUCCCGCGUUCUCCGGCACCCUGGUGAACAGCAUCGGCUUCGAGUGGAUGCUCGUCAUCAUCGCUGUGCUCAACUUCGCCUAUGCACCGUGCCUGCUGCUGCUACGCUCGCCUCCAGCAAGAGACGAGAAGCAGAGCCUGAUAAUAAGCGACAAGUCAUCGGUGCGCUACGUGAGCUACCAGAACGAGGAAGAAGAAUAAACAUCUAUUUUGCCACCAUCUUAACCGCCCGCCAUUUUGAAAAAGUAAAAAAAAAUCCUUGAUUUUGAACCGAGACCAAAAGGUUUCAAGUAUGUAGAUUUAAAUUUUAAAAUGACUAAAUGUGCCAAAAUGUUUUUAUUUCAAGGGGUUUGCUUAGUAGCUUUAGAGGCGUCUAAGGAGUAUUCUGACAAUGUAAAAAAGUGUGAAUGAGACCAAAUAUAUGGCCUAUUUAUUGCCCAGAGAAGUAGCUAUAUAUUUAUUCGAUAUAUCUCAACUAUUCUAUCUUCAUAGUUUCGACCAAUUUUCUGAUUCAAAUAUGAUUAUCAAUGUAAAUACCUAUUGGUAUAUAUUUCGAUAUACGAAUAUCUUUAGCCUUUUAGUCAGGGUCUCUGUUUUAGAAAACUAUAUGCCAAACAUAUCUGUGCGAAAUAUAUUGUAUGUCUACACUAAUAGUAGUAAACAAAGGGAAUAUUAAUUCGUGUCUGUAUAUUAAAUAUAUUAAACCGGGAAGCUCGCGUGUAUUAAAGCGAAAAUUGUUUCCAUGUGUCUGCGUCGGUCCGCCAACGCCUGCUAUUGAUGUUCCUCGGUAUGGAGCGAAACAUGUCAAGCAAUUAUCGACUUCAAAUAAACGAGUGACCCGUUUUAAUAUAUUUAAUAAAGUCGUGUCUGUAUUUCUGAAUCUUUAUUUAGAUCCACAGGUUACUUGGGUGUUCAUUUAUUGAAUAUAUAUAUUGCUAUUUAUGUCACAUAAAGAUAAAUGUAUGGUUUUGCAUGUGUGACUUGGACAAUAUGUUUCUUAUUAUUCUAAAUAUGUAUAAUUAUGUUAAUUAACAUUAUAUUUAAUCAUAAAUAUGACUUUGUGUGCGUUUUAUAGACAAUAAAAUUGAUUGUAACUUAGUAUAUUUUGCUGGAAAUAAAUAUAAUUAUUGCAAUAAAGGUAAGUGUAUUUUCCAUUUAUAAUAAAUAUAUCGGUACCUAAAUUAUAUUAGGUAUGCAGAUAUAAGUUUCCAGCAAAAUAUUCCAAUGACAUAAAUUGACAAUAUUUCUACAUGCGUAACGUUUUGUAGACAAUAAUUACCUUAUUUAAUUUUUGUAUUAAAAUGACAAUAAAGUGUUUAGUUUGUUACACGUGUUAAAUGAAGCACUUUUUAUAUUUUCUUUACAAAUAUUUUGAAAAAUAUUUGGGUGACGGACCAAAGACAAGUAGAUUUACUUUUGAGUGAUAUUUUUUGAGCUUACAUAAGAUAUUUGUAAAUAAAAAGGCAAUAAAAGCUUUCAUUCGAUCACUAUAAUCUUAAUAAAUUGUAUUAUCAGCAUUAUCAACCCCAUAUAUUAUUAGGUUUAUUUAAAAAAAAAAAUUAGUAUAUUUAUUUAUUACUAGUAGUAUACUGAAUUUCAGAACAGUUAUAUUUUAUUUACCAACGAUUAUAAUCAUCAAAUAUGAAUGUUUUUAAACCAAUCAAUCUUUCAUAUACGAAAAUAUAUAUUGCAUUAACAUAAUAAUUAGAGUUAGUAGUAAUAAAUACAUAUAUAGCUAUCCGUAGUGCAUUUGUACUAAGAUUUUAAUUAUAAGCUACAUAUAAUGUGAAAUUUAUAUUAUAGGUUGAUCUUCAGUCAGACAGUCACGAUAUCAAAAGUCCAUAACUAAAAUUACGUCAAAAUAAUGAAACGUGUUAAGUUCCAAAUAGUCUCAAUACAUCGAACCAAAACCAAACUAUUUACAAAUAUUACUCAGUAGAUUAGAUACUAGAGCUUUAGAAUAUUUAAAAUGUAUGUGUCUAUAGCUAUAUCACCCAUAUCUGAUAAGAAAUGGAAUGGAAUCAAUAUUUUUUCACAAUUUUUGAAAAACAAUUAAAAUGUCACUGCAAAGAUCCAAAACAUAGAAUAUGUUUUUUAUUUAUAUUAAAUAAAACUGAGUAAAUAAAUAAAAAAUACAACUAUAUAUAAUUUUAAAGCAAAAUUGCCUGUGUAUGGCUGCUCAGGCAGUUUGAAGGGAAGUGAUCGAAAUAUUGUCCAUUCCAUUCAUUUUACAUUUUGUAUUUAUUUAUUUUGAAGGUUACUGCACGAAUAUAAGUAAUAAAAAGCAGUCAAGGCGGAUUUAAUUAUCUACCAGUCAAUCACUGAUCGAGCCAAACAGAAAUGUACCUUCCCGUUCUAUUUGAUUGAUUUCAUUUAAAUAAAAUCAAAUUCAAAUUUUUCUUCCAUAAGACAAUUUUUUGAUUACCAUAAUUAUGUUCAAGGAAAUAUAAUAUACUUAGUUAAAAUAAUAUCAAAUAUAAUAUCGUCCUCAAACAUGUGUCCUCUAAAAAUUCUAGUAAUUAAUGAAUUAGCAAAAAUAAGCUGGAAAUAUAUAUCUAAAACAUAUUUAAUCACGUAAUCUUCCAGUAAUAGAUAUAAAAGUAGCUUGCAUGCGCUGUAUAUACAUAGAAUACAUAAGGUUUAUAUUAAGUCGAAUAUCAGUCAUCUUCAUUCCAUCGUCUUACAUUUUGAAAUAUUUUCAUUAUAUUUUUAGAAUUAACAUCAUAUUUAAUGAGAAGCUUCAUAUGUUACAUUUCAGACUUUUGUUAAGUGUAAUUAAAUUAAGUUUUAUUUCAUUAUAUUUAUCUUCGUCUUAUUUUACCAUUCGUAUUUGAUGAUUAUAUUUUUGUAAUCGUGUUUAAUCAACUUGCUUAAAUUAUUACAUAAACACACAGAGUUAGAAAAUAUGCAGACGCAGGGUCGCUAAGACAAAAACUGUGAUUUCAUAACAAGCCAAUUUCCUGGUGUUUAUUCGUGACACUCACACAUUUAUAACUCCGAGCGGUAAAUGGCUUAAACACGAUCAGUGAAUGUGUGUGCGUGCGAAAUCGUCUGGCCAUGAAGUCACCAUUUCGUCUUAGCGACCUUUCGCCGUACUACGAGUUGACACUUGACGUUUACGUUAGUAAAUGCGUAAACUCGGUCGCAGUCCAACUCGCUCGCAAUGAAUGUAUUGACGCGAUAGAGAGGGAAUGCGAUAGAGUUCACGCAAUCGUUAACGUAAAUGUCAAAUGCCAACUCGUGGUAGCCAUGCUGAACUCGGUAUCUAUCAACACUGUGCAUAAACACCUUAUUAAGCAAUAGCUGGGUUUGGGUCCUCUACUAAUUAAUUACUUAUUAUAUAAAUGAUAAGUAUACCUUAGAUUAUUAUUAUUAUAAUUUAAGUAAAUGUAUAAUUGAGUUAUUUUAAUAUUUAUUCAUUACUUUAGAUUUCUUAAAUGUAUUGUACAGAUCAUAAAAUAUAUAACAUAUAUACACUAUCACUAUUAUAAUAUAUAUUUGGUAUAAAUAUUAUAGUUAUAAAUUUAGUAUAAAUAACUAAUAUUAGUACAAGAGCCAUGAGCUGAAAAGUGUAUGUUAGUAAUAAAUAAACGGAAACCUCUGUAAAAUAUUGCUAUUCUAUAUGAUAUAUUAAAUAUUUUACGAUUAUAACAUAUUAAGUAUAUAUUUUAAUAGGUAGUGAAAUUUUUCGCAUCAUAAUCUUGUUAGAAUAUAAAAAUAUAUGUGAUAGUUUUAGUGAUAUUUUGAAGCUUUUUAAAUUUAAAUAAUAUAACUAUGUAGUUAAAGUAAGUUUUGGCUUUUAUAGUUAUUAUUUCUCGUCCAUUUAUAGAUUAUUUACUAUAAAAUAUAUGCGUUGGUUAAUAAUUUACAAAAUAUACAUUGUGAUAAUCUGUUUAUAUUUUUGAGUGUUAAAUUGUGUUUGUAUUGUAUUUUUUUAUUAAUAUAUUAUGGUUAUGGCGAAUAUCUAGUCCUGUCCAGUUGGUCUCUGAUCUUGAGUCGCUUAGGAAACAAUAUAUAACAUGAAUGUACAAGUUUUGUAGUGGUUAUAAAUGUCUUGAAUUGUGUUGGGGUGUUAUUUUAAUAAAAUGUGGGUAUAUGAACUA
Messenger RNA from Cydia pomonella (codling moth), 5504 nucleotides. RefSeq names its product synaptic vesicular amine transporter (gene Vmat). The coding region runs from base 157 to 1602 and encodes 481 amino acids. NCBI's taxonomy places the organism in Eukaryota, Metazoa, Arthropoda, Insecta, Lepidoptera, Tortricidae. The transcript is spliced from 13 exons. The record is from RefSeq and is a predicted model, not a curated record. Gene Ontology annotation, cellular component: synaptic vesicle membrane; terminal bouton. Gene Ontology annotation, molecular function: serotonin:sodium:chloride symporter activity. Gene Ontology annotation, biological process: aminergic neurotransmitter loading into synaptic vesicle; transmembrane transport.